AAACUCUUGGUCGUAAACAGCUACGCAACUUCCGGUUGAAACAUGGCUGCGCACUGACAAAUGUCACAUUAGUUUUGGACAACCGGACAAAAAACAAGCUGUCAGUAUUGCAACUCUACUGACCUAUUACCCGGAAGCCUCAUUCACGACUUCAGAGGGUUUUAAAAGUAUUAAGCUGGCAUCAUGGUCCAACUGUCGUCACAGCUCUUAAAACGGUACCACGGGGGUUACGUGGUCCUCCGCAUGGCUCUGGCAGGCCACAAGCAAGCCAACAGACCCUUCUACCGCAUCGUGGCGGCAUACAACAAGCGGGCGCGCGAUGGCAAGUACAUCGAGCAGCUGGGCACGUACGACCCUCUGCCCAACGUGCACAACGAGAAGCUGGUCAGCUUCAACUCGGACCGCAUCAAGUACUGGAUCGGCUGCGGCGCGCACCCCACCAAGCCGCUGGCCAAACUUCUGGGUUUGGCGGGGUUUUUCCCCCUCCAUCCCAUGACGGUGACGGAGGCCGAGCGUCGGCGAGCCCAAGCGGCACAGAUAGAAGCGGAAACGAAAAAAAGUCAGGAGGCGGAAGUGUGAAGAGUUGUGAUGUCACAGCAGCACACAGAGACUGUUUUUGUACUUUGUAUAUUAUGUUAGACUUGUGCUUGAUGCACUGAGUAAAUCAAUAAUUAAAAGUGAGGAAAACUCGAA
Molecule: messenger RNA, 693 nt
Organism: Phyllopteryx taeniolatus (common seadragon)
Lineage: Eukaryota; Metazoa; Chordata; Actinopteri; Syngnathiformes; Syngnathidae
Gene: mrps16
Product: mitochondrial ribosomal protein S16
Exons: 4
Coding region: 184-579 (131 amino acids)
Biological process (GO): mitochondrial translation
Cellular component (GO): mitochondrial small ribosomal subunit; ribosome
Molecular function (GO): structural constituent of ribosome
Source: RefSeq, a predicted model, not a curated record